Trematosphaeria pertusa is the source of this 1230-nucleotide messenger RNA. RefSeq lists its product as uncharacterized. The transcript has 2 exons. The record is from RefSeq and is a predicted model, not a curated record. NCBI's taxonomy places the organism in Eukaryota, Fungi, Ascomycota, Dothideomycetes, Pleosporales, Trematosphaeriaceae. Bases 149 to 841 code for a protein of 230 amino acids.
UACGCUACCCCUCCACAUUCGCUUCCUUUCGUAUAACCAUCCCAUCUUCCAUUCUUCUCUCGUUUUCUCCUUUCCACAUACUUAUCCUCCCCUUUCCGCCUGUUACCAAUCAAACAUUCCCUUCGUAGAAGCGUUCAGAGCCGCCACAAUGUCCCCCUCCCACACCGCCUUCUUCUACGGCACCCUCAUGGCACCCCCCGUCCUCCACCGCGUAAUCUGGGGCCAAUCCAGCGCGCCCACCCCCGCGCACGCCUCGCUCCUGACCAUCCGGCCCGCAAUCCUGCACUCGUACCAGCGCCACAAAGUGAUCAAUGCCGACUACCCUGCCAUCCUGCCCUCCUCCUCAAGCACACACUCCGUGCGCGGGACGCUGGUCACAGGGCUCACGGACGGCGACAUCUGGAGACUGGAUAUAUUCGAGGGCAGCGAGUACGAGCGGAGGAAGGUUCGGGUGCGGGUUUUGGAAGAGAAGGAUGGUGGAAGAAACCGGGGAGAGGGCGGGAUGGGCGAUUUGCAGCAGAAAGAGGAGGACAAUGUAGAGCGCGGGGAAGUGGAUGCGGGAACGUACGUCUGGAUAGCCGGGAAGCACUUGCUGGACCCUACGGAAUGGGAUUUCGCCGAGUUCGUGCGGGAUAAAAUGAAGCGCUGGGUGGGACGGGAAGCAGCGGAGACAGACGAGGGAUUCCAGGGUAGGCCAUCUAUCAACGAUGUCGACGACGCCGUCGCAGCGCUAGAAGCGGGCAAAGAUCCGACAGGGGGACGAGGCGCAAAUGGCAGUAUAACGCGGCAGCUGCAACAGAACGGACAGACGGAAAAGGAAGCUUUGGAGGGUGCCGUAUGAGGGGGAUAUAGAGAUACGAAAUGGACGGCAUAGAAGGAGCACAGCAUGUAUACCCAGGAAGGGCAGACGCAUCACGGAUACAGCCGUUGUUGCAAGCAUACACUAUUUUCUUUCCAUCAAAGCACAGCGGACUACCUCUCCAUCUAUGCACGCUGCCCGAAGACACCAGCACGAACUGGUAUUCACGCCCUUCAAUGCAGAGUCGCCAUGCCCUCCUCCAGUCUACCACUGAACUGAAAGACGCCCGAGGCUGUAAGCGCCGAAGCAAACCUGGGCAAAACUCACAAAGUCCGCCCUUCGGUACCGCAUCAUGGACAACGCCGUCGCCAUGCAAGAAGAUGAAAAAGAUAAAGCAAUGAAAUGGGAGUACACGAAAUGAGAAAUCGCUA